Chroicocephalus ridibundus (black-headed gull) is the source of this 3620-nucleotide messenger RNA. It is a transcript of the gene PPP1R18, whose product is annotated as protein phosphatase 1 regulatory subunit 18. Lineage: Eukaryota; Metazoa; Chordata; Aves; Charadriiformes; Laridae. Gene Ontology annotation, molecular function: phosphatase binding. The record is from RefSeq and is a predicted model, not a curated record. The transcript has 4 exons. Bases 89 to 2509 code for a protein of 806 amino acids.
GCGGUAAAAGCCGCUUUUCAUCUCCCCCCCCCGCCUCGGACGCCUGGGUCCCUCCCGGACGCCUGGGUCCCUUCUCCAUCCCGGGGCCAUGGCGGUGCCGGGUUGGAAGCUGCAGCUGCUGGAACGGCGCCGGCGGGAGGAGGAGGCGGCUCGACGGCGUGAGCGGGAGCAGCGGGACCGGGCGGCCCAGUUACCCCCUUGGAAACGGGAGCUACUGGAACGGCGGCGAGCCAAAGCCGGGGUCACCACUGCUGGUGGGGGGGUCCCUGAGGGGGGGUCCCUGGCGUUGGCGCCAGGGUUGAGCCGUAGCGCCGAGGGGCUGGAACGCUGCGGGGAGAGCGAACCCCCCCAGGGACGAGUCAGUCGCCUGCUCAGCCGCUUCGCCCCACGGCCCCCUGCCCGCUCGCUCAGCACUGAGGGGCUUCCCGAGAGCCCCCCCGGGACAUCCCCCGACCGCCGUCCUACCUCGAGGGACGAGGGGGGCAAGGGGUCAGGGGGGGCAGAGGGGCAGCAGGGGGUUGAGACCCAUGGGAUGGUCAAGGGGUGUGGGUUGGCCACCAGUCCGGGGACAGUUGAGAGUCUGGGGACAAGUAAGGGUUUGGGGACAGUUGAGGCACGGGGGGUGGUCAAGGGCAUGGGGACAGCUGAGGGACAGCAGGGGACUGAGACCCAUAGGAUGGUCAAGGGCUACGGGUUGGCCACUGGUGUGGGGACAGUUGAGGGUCUGGGGACAAGCAAGGGUUUGGGGACAGUUGAGGGACAGCAGGGGGCUGAGACCCAUAGGAUAGUCAAGGGGCAUGGACUGGCCACCAGUCCAGAGACAGUUGAGGGUCUGGGGACAAGCAAAGGUGUGGGGACAGUUGGGACACGGGGAGCGGUCAAGUGUGCAGGGACAGUUGAGGGACAAGGGACAGUUGAGGGACAGCAGGUGGCUGAGACCCAUAGGACGGUCAAGGGCCAUGGGCUGGCCAUCAGCCCAGGGACAGCUGAGGGUCUGGGGACAGCCAAGGACCUAGGGGUGGUCAAGACAUGGGGGUCAGUCAAAGGCGUGGGGACAGUGGAGGGACAGGGGACGGCUGAGGGCUGCACGACAGCUGAGGGCCAUAGGUUGACCAUAGUCCCGGGGGUGGUGGAGGGACAGGGGACAACCAAGGACCUUGGGACAGUUGAGACACGGGGGACACUCAAGGGCAUUGGGACGGUCAAGGGAUGGGGAUUAGCCAAGGGUGUGGGGACAGCCGAGGGACAAGGGACGGCCGAGGGCUGUAAGACAGUCAAGGGUCAUGGGUUUUCCAUCAGCCCAGGGACAGCUGAAGGUCUGGGGACAACCAAGGACCUGGAGGCAGUUGAGGGACGGGGGACAGCCAAGGGCUUGGGGAUGCUUGAGGGACAAGGGAUGGUUGAGGGCUGUAGAACAGUCAAGGGCCAUGGGUUGGCCACCACCCCAGGGACAGUUGAGGCCCAGGGGACAACCAAGGACCUGGAGACAGUUGAGGGACAGGGGACAGCUGAGGGACAGCAGAUGGCUGAGACCCAUAGGACAGUCAAGGGCCAUGGGUUGGCCAUCAGCCCAGGGACAGUUGAGGCCCAGGGGACAAGCAAGGACCUGGGGACAGAUGAGAGCCAGGGGACAGUCAAGGGGAUGGUCAAGAGCUGGAAGAUGGUUGAGGGACGAGGGACACCAGGGGGACAGGGAACAGCAGGAGGCCAGGGGACAGUAGAUGGCCACGAGGGCACCGGGACAGCCAAGGGCUCAACUGAGGUCUCUGGGCCCACCACGGCGGCCAUGACACCGGUGGCGACUCCAGUGUCCGUGACACCCAUGACCACCAUGACGCCCACGACACCGGUGGCAGCCACCAUGACGCCCACGACACUGGUGGCAGCCACCACACCCCCGGCGGCCAUGACACCCUCUCAGGGGCGUGUCGAGGGCUGUUCCGGGGAGGGGCUGAGCCCUGGGGCGGCCCCGCUUGGGGGGCCGGGCAGCGGGCCGGUGGCGGCCAUGCGAGGGGCACCCCGCCGUGAGCCCGGGCCCCCCCCAGCCCACCCAGCCCUACAACGCCGCAGCGGUAACACCAUCACGGUGCGACCCCGGCGGGGGGUGACAGCCAACGGUCCUGAGGGGGGGUCCCCAGCUGCCCCCCCGGCACCUCCCACCCCCUCGGCCGCCCCCCCGGGGCCCCCUAAGAAGCGCUACCCCACAGCCGAGGAGAUCCAGGUCAUCGGGGGGUACCUGGCCCUGCCCCGCUCUUGCCUGGCCAAGAACGACCCCCACCGCAAGAAGCUGAAGAUCUGGUUCAGUGAGCGGGAGCUGGAGCGCACCUUCUGCUACCCCUCGGAGGGGGCGGUGCUGGCCGCCUGGGGCCCCCCCGAAGAGCCACCCCCCCCUGGCCCCCCCUCGGCCCCUGAGGAGGAGGAGGAGGAAGACGAGCCCCCCACAACGCGGGGGCUGCCGGGGGGGCUGCGAGCCCGUGCCCUGCUUGUGGACGAGUCCUGCCGACGGUAACCCCGGCCUCUGCCCCACGGCUCAGGGGGACACACCACUCCGGGACCCCCACAGCCUCCCCUCACUAGCCAUGGGAGGGGGGGGCCGGACCUGCGGGACCCCCCUGGCGGGGCAGGACAGGGCCAGACACACGGAGAAGGACACUCUUGCCACCAAAACUUCCCUGGGGCGACACAACAUGAGGACACUGUCUCCACCAUGGGGACCCAGCAACCUUCUGCCCCCCUGGAGGGGGGAUUCCGGGGGUGUCCCAGCUCUUCCCUCCCCAUUUUGUAGCUUUUCUAGUGGCGCCAGGGAAGGGGGGGGGAAUUAUCCUUAAUGAGGUUUUUUUUAGCCUAAUUAAGAGCUUUUUUUAGCCGGGGGUGGGGCAACUCUGUCAGUAUUGGGUCAACCCGAGCUGCCCCAGUUAGGAACUGGGCCAGGACCAGUUACAACUGGGACAGCGGGAGGGGGCAAAGCCAUGGCAGUAUUAGCUGGGGGAAAAGGGGUGGGUAAAGCUGUUUUAUUAAGGGGUGGGGGCAAGGGGGAGGGGCUUUGGUGGGUGGGGCAGUGGGGGAGGGGAUUUUCUGUUUGGGGUGGGGAGGGGGAGGUGAUUUAUGGCGAUAGGUGAUGAUGCAGAGGGGAUGGGUGAAGGUGAGGAGAAAGGCUCCAGAAUGGCCAAGGGAGACCAAACGGCCUCGGGAGGACAAAUGGCUGACAGAGGACAAACAGAGGAGGAGGGAUGGCCGGGCAGGAGUGCGAAUGGUGGCAGCUGGGGGACAGGGGGAAGCCCCAGGGGAGCAGCUGCCAUUGGCCAAGGGCUGGGAGCGGCCGAGGGGACACAAAAUGGUGGAGGGCAGAGCAGGCCAAGGCCUGAGGCCUGCUCCUGUUGCCAUGGUGACGAAACCAGAGGCCUACUCUUGUUGCCAUGGCAAUGAAGCCUGGGGCCUGCUCCUGUUGCCAUGGUGACGAAGCCAGAGGCAUAUUCCUGUUGCCAUAGCAAUGAAGCCUGAGGCCUGCUCCUGUCGCCAUGGAAAUGAAGCCCUCAGCUUGCUCCCCUUGCCAUGGGGCAGGCUGCGCCACUGCUUGGCCUCACUGUACUGCGACAAGCCACAAUAAAAAGGUGAUGUCG